This is a messenger RNA of Pseudogymnoascus verrucosus, 406 nucleotides long. RefSeq lists its product as uncharacterized. The coding region runs from base 1 to 372 and encodes 123 amino acids. The transcript is spliced from 3 exons. The record is from RefSeq and is a predicted model, not a curated record. NCBI's taxonomy places the organism in Eukaryota, Fungi, Ascomycota, Leotiomycetes, Thelebolales, Thelebolaceae.
AUGAGGCUUCUUCAUAUCGCAGUCGCAGUUUUCGUGACGUCCGUUAUUGCUGUGCGGCAAGGCCCGAUCACUAGAGGCUCCGGAUCGGCUAUGCCCACGACUACAGCUAAGACCUCACCAACAUCCGCCAGUUCUAAGACUACCAUUAUUUCCCAAACAACUUCUGAGGAGUCGUCAGCAGCGCCAACCACAACCACGGUUAGCUCCUGUGAGGAAUUUAACACCCAGAUGUCUGCGCUCCAAGCACAGAAAGCUAUCGAUAUGAGAAACUUAAAUAGCCCUAGAGGAUAUACCAAAGCUAAUCAGAUGGCUGUUAAUAACGAUAACAUCGCCAUUGCUCGGCUUGCUCAAAAUAUGCCGAGAGGUUGUUAAGCGACAUUAGUCCAUGAAUCAAGCUAUUGUGAUG